Diatraea saccharalis (sugarcane borer) is the source of this 4167-nucleotide messenger RNA. Lineage: Eukaryota; Metazoa; Arthropoda; Insecta; Lepidoptera; Crambidae. The record is from the annotation of a GenBank genome assembly.
AGUCGCGCGCCGACCGCCGUGUAGGCAACACGCCUAAAUAGAACACGCUAAUGUCCUUAUAGAACCCGCCCUGACGUUGUGCAGUGACCGAGUGGGAACGACGCUGUGAUUUGUUUUGAGUGUGACGUCACCGUGUGCAAGUUGUGAACGUUACAUAAUUGUGUGUUGAGUGCACUAUGCGGUUGUUUGCAACGUUAUGAAUGGUCUGGAUCGCUGCUUCUUCGAUCAACGUGAGUCACAACAACAUGGGGACGACUGCAGUUAUAGUUAUAUAAGCCUGGGCCGGCUUCACCCGUACGGCUCGGGCAGCGGCAGUGGAUCAAGUAACGGCAGCGGGCGACACCGCACGCGCAGCCGAGGCUUGUCCGACUCGCCGACCGCUCCGACUACACCCACUUCGGCGUCAGAUAACGCUUCGGACGCUACACUAACUGACUCUGAGCUGCCACUCGCGAGAGACAAUACGCUGCUCGUGCAAAACGGCAUGCUGAGAUCAUACGACCGGCCAGAUCACGAACGUGAGUAUCCUCAUUUUAUACAACAACUAUACCCGCCCACAAACCACUUGUGUGCCCGACUAUCCAUCGUCAGAGUGAAUGGAGGCAUGGGCAUAAAUAAAAAAAAAGUUUGCGAAAAAAUCGAAAUACGCAUAGAAAAGCCCGUUCUGACAUAAUAGCCAUCAAUUUUUUCCAUUCGACGGACACGAUAUUGAGUAAAUCCAUCACUCUUUCACGGGAAUACGCUUAUAUCCCUUACCAUAGUUACUGAUACCGAACAAGUAACCCACCUCUAGCUUUGAUGUGAGAUAGAGCCAAAAGACACAUGGCAUGCCAUAGAUAUGACAUCAGAACGAAUCCAUUAAAUUCAAACGUUUGAAAAAUAUGAACCCUUGAAGAUUUUUAAUAUAUUUUCUAUAAACAAAAUUCAUAUAGUUACUGGAUCGGUGUAGGUGUAGGACUUCCUAUAUGUAUCUUGUACUAUACGUUUGUCCACACAGAAUCUAAAUUACUUGGCACUAUUGACAAACCUUAGUGGUUUUUUUAUAGUGUCAUCUAAACAAUAAUAUUGUAUAAUAAUUUUUAAUUUAAAAAAUCACUAUACAUUGCCACAAAUAUACACUUAAAAUUAUUAGAUACACUGAAAAAUGGAAUUUUUUUGACAUACAUCGAUUUAACCGUAGAACCUUAGAGACGAUGUGGUGGAAUGCUCUAAAUGAGAUGACAUUUUUGUAUUUUUAUAUCAUUCCAAGUUUUAAAUUAAGUAUUUUUCAUAGUUCAGUGUCAGCUUGUUUAUUUUACUGCAACGUGUUGUUCUAAAGUACUAAAUACAUAAUUAUUCAAUUAAUGAGAGAAUCGAUUUUAAAUAUACUAUUGUCCUCUCCCAUAAGGCACUGUCCUUUGCAAACUGGAAACUGGGGAAAAUAUUUAUACUAUUAAUUAAAUAUUGCGAAGGCACGUAGUAGGGGUGUUGUGCGUAAAUAAUUGUGUGCCUCCUUCCGCGAGCCGCUAGUCGUCAAAUAAAUCAAGGGAAUUUGCAUCCGUGGCCAUUGCCAAAUUGGCGAAACUUUACUAGUGUUGCAAUCUCUUUGUUGGUCUGUUUUCGUGUUGAAUGAUAAUUUAAAUGUAAAUUAUUAUAAAGAGUUUCUAAUUGAUCGGGUCAACGACAUCACGUUAUGACUAUUUUCUAUAUUGUUAUUGCUACUGUUUUAUAAAUAGACGGAAUGUUAGUUGUUUCAUUAUGUAAUUCAUUAAUGUUUUGUUUAAAAUUAACUAACACGAUCGAUAAAUUUUAUAUAAACAGAACCAUACUUUAUAAAAAUGAGAAGAUUUUUAGCGGCAAAUGCGUUCUGACUUCUUAGUCAGCAGCAACUAAUCUAAUAAUGAUGGAAUGUCUCAAUGGCAUUUCAAUGAUUGAAUACUUUAAUAUUGUGUUAAAUCAGCGAGGACAUAUAGGUAUUUUCGUAAAUUGAAAUUCUAUUCAUUAGAACUUCAUUACAAAACGAUGAUAUUCAAAAGUUAUAGACAUACCGAGAAUUGAAAUCCGAUACACAACCUAACUUACUAAUUUUGGAAACGGCAGACAAACUAAGUUACAGCUCGUUUAGCCUCCAUCCAUGCAAAAUUCUUGCCGUGUUCAUUCCAUUAGAAUUAAUUUAAUUACAUUUCACUUGUUGUAGUAUCACUCACUGUAAACUUACAGUAAUAUAUAUGCAUGUUAUCAUGUCAUAAUCAUGGUACAUCGAGCCAGGUGUGGCGAAUGUUUAGGUCAACAUACAAAUGCAUAAAAGGCUCAAUUCUGUUAACUUUCACGUAAUUAAAGCGUGUCCAUGGCGUUUCAAUAACCGCUUUUUUGACUUCCUUGACACCAUAUCGCAAAAAGAAUAACUCAUUAUCGAUUCAUGAAGACAUCAUGGUACUAAUAAUAUUUGGCGUUAGGUGAAUAAUUUAAAUGGGAAAAUGCAAUUUAUUGUAACAACAUUGAAGUACCAUUAUUACGAAUACAUUAAUAUAAUCGAGGCCCUGACGCUCAACUAUUUAACCAUUGUAACGUGCAGAAGAUAUUAAAUUUUCUCCUUCUUCUCUCUCUGAUAAUGAAAUUUAUUUUAUAUCAGAUUUUUUUUUCAUACAUUCAUAACUAUUUCGUACUUUUUCGCUGCUGUUCAUCAGCAUCCGAUAACACGAUCAUUUUGGUCGUUGAAGAUUUGUCCUUUGGCCAUCCCUUUCAACGUCCUUCCACUAACACGGUAUGUAGAAUAAAAGUAUUUGAUUUAUCAUAAUAAAAUUCGUAAUGAGUUCGAUUGACUUUACCUACAAAGUAUAAAUAAAAUUUGUUAAAAGUCGUGUCUUCUAAACUGAUAAAUUGCUUUAGAACCGAUUCCGUAAUAGUUGAUAGUGAACAGACUAUUCCUGGAACAAGUUGGACGUUAAAGCGCCCACUACUAAGUUCUACUUACGUAGUUAAUAUCGCCAAUAUUAUAGAAUGAGAGCACUGAUGCAAAUUUCGUGUGAAACCAAAGCUGCUAAUUCGAAUCAGAUAUCAAUUCGUUAUUCAGGAGAUUUGAUGGAGUUAUUUAUUAUUAACGUGUGCCAUAUACACCGUUAAUGUACUGGAUCCGAUUACGAUACGAUACAGACCAGACAUUAUUUGUGAAAUUAUUUAUUUGAACCAAUUUACAGUGUACAAAAAUAUAUUUAUAGAAUUUUAAGAGUGACUUUGUCUUAUAAAACUCACGUUUCGAGUGUCAAAACCCAAAAUCUCAUUUAUAAUUACAGCUUAUUUGGACGUUAUUUUUGUCUACGCGCAUACUUAAAGAAAAUGUUAAAAAUAGGACAGCAGGAAUUCAGUUGACCCACUAAUGUCUGAAAGUCGUUUUGCUUUUGCAAGGUAAAAGGAAAUGAUGAUUCUCAGUAAGGAAAUUGCACUGUCGUAUAUAAAAAAAUACUCCGUUUUGUACUAUGCACAUCUUAAGAAUGAAUUAGUUUCAAAAAGUUGUUAAUCAAUUUAUUGACUAGCGAAAGAGAUAUCUUACUAGUAUAAUAAAAAUAAGUAAGUAACAAUUUUAAUUGAUUAUACUUAUUUAACUAUACUUAGUUUUGUUACUAGUACAACUAUGUAGAUAAUUCAUUGUCACAUUUUUUACAUGUUAAAAAUAGUGUUAAAUUGCCUUGCUAGUUAUCAAGCAAAUUCCCAUUAAGGAAGUAGAUUUAUUUUAAAUCUUAAUCCCAAUCAUAAAUUUUACCCUAAAAAGUAUUUCAAUAACAAACCAUAACGAUUCGAGCGACCAACUUUUCAUUCAUUAUCGUUAUCAAUCUCAUAAUGACUUAUCAUUGUUUCGGAUUAUGCUCACAAACUUUGCAUAAACUUUUAUAGCAGCCGCGCUCUACGACUUUAGGAGGCAUGAAAGGGCACUCUUAAAGUCAAAACCUUCAGUUCAUCCGGGCACCCCUUUCGCAGAACUCGUAAAAGUAACAUAACAAGGUCGUCUUACCAAAUGCGAUACCAAACUUAGAACAAUAACAAUAUAGAGGAGCCGUUCAGAGCCCGCUCUAAAACGGUCCAGCUGAAAUGAUGAAAAAAAGGUACUUACACUCUCGGCUCGAUGACUACCUGAAUCACUUCUCUGUUUAACGAAGGACAAUGUCGUUAAGUGCGGAAGAGAGCCGAUUU